CAAUGUCGGCCCCACACGAUGCCGUUCGAGCCCACUGGAGCGUACCGUCCGCCGACGACGACGCAGCAUUUGCGCUGGCGCUGGCGGCGCAAUUUGCCGACGACGAUUUGAAUGCGGCUGAAAUCGCCUCGACCGAUGCUGCACUGGCACAAGCCUUGGCCGCUGGUACGAUUGAGACCCCAGCUGAGCGCGAUGCACGUCCAGAUGCGGUUUGGAUGCGCCCCUACGAUGCAACGUUCGAAUCGCACGAUUCGUUGGACGAGUGGAUAGUCCGCGACGAAACACCCCCCCACGACGACGACGCGAGCAGGGCUUUGGCGGAAGCCUUGGCGGCGCAAUUUGACCAUGAACUUGCCGUCGAGCUGUCUUUUGCACCCGCCGAAGACCACGAUGUGGGCGCGGCAUACGCGAUGGACGAUGGAGACGACGACAGCAUCGCAUUCGAGACGAACGACAUGUCGAUCCCUGCAGUACGUGGCCGCAACCGUAGAGUGAGUUGGUUUGGCCAGUCUUCAAAGUCAUCCAUGCGCAAGGGAGUUCGAAUUGCCUUAGACUAACUCGAGAGAUCCAUUAUACCUCCACCUCGAUCGACCUCACGCAGCCCCUAAGCCCACGAGGGGGAGGUGGCAGUGGCUUGAACUGCUGUAUUGAUGUGUAAGUGUACCAACAAUUAAACCCC
Molecule: messenger RNA, 679 nt
Organism: Aphanomyces invadans
Lineage: Eukaryota; Oomycota; Saprolegniomycetes; Saprolegniales; Verrucalvaceae
Exons: 1
Source: RefSeq, a predicted model, not a curated record